CCAUUUCAGUUGUUAGUCAUGAAUUGGACGGGUGAGCAUCGUGCCUUUGUUAUUGAAACGUUUAUGAAAAGUAACGAAUCUGUGAUUACGACGCAAAGAACAUUUUGUACUCACUUCGCGCUUGGUAGACAUGCUCCAGUUCCAGAUCGCAAAACAAUACUGUUGUGGGUUUCAAAUUUUAGAGCUACAGGUUCAGCCUUAAAAAUAAAAUCAACUGGUAGACCCAGAAGUGUCCGGACACCUGAAAUUGUUGCAGCUGUAAGAGAAGCAAUUGAACGAUCUCCUAGCCGUUCAGCUGUGAAACAUGCCUCUGCUUUGCAUUUGUCAGAUCGUUCUCUGAGAAGAAUUUUACACACCGAUCUGAAGUUCCACCCAUACAAAAUGAUGAUCGUGCAAGAACUUAGUGAACGGGACUGGGAGAAUCGCAGAACAUGUUCCAACGAUAUUCUUCAAAACGUCCCACAAAAUGCUCUUUUAAUAACGAGUGACGAAGCUCAUUUCCAUUUGUCUGGCUGUGUGAACAAGCACAAUUUUCGCUACUGGGCACUAGAAAAUCCGCGGCAGCUUCAUGAAAGGCCACUUCACAGCCCACGUGUUACCGUUUGGUGUGCUGUUGGAUCUUUUGGCGUUUGGGGUCCCUAUUUUUUUGAACAGGAAGGCGUGACGGUUACUGUAACUGCCGAUCGAUAUAUCGGCAUGCUACGCAAUUUUUUGGAACCAAAACUUAGAGAACUUGAACAUCGGGAUGUGUGGUUUCAACAGGAUGGAGCUACGGCUCAUACGGCAAGAAGGACAAUGGACGUUUUAAGGGAAAUGUUUCCAGGGCGCGUAAUCUCGUUACGUGGAGACGUUGGGUGGCCUGCGCGUUCACCCGAUCUUGCUCCAUGCGACUUUUUUCUUUGGGGAUACCUGAAAGCGAAGGUUUUUCAACACCAUCCCCGAACCAUUGACGAAUUGAAAGCAGCAAUACGCCAAGAAAUUACAGGAAUAUCGCCUCAAAUUACUGCUCGAGUGAUGGAAACUUUCAGAAAUCAGCUUCGAAUGUGCAUCGACACCAUGGUCGCCAUUUGGACUCUGUAA
This is a messenger RNA of Photinus pyralis (common eastern firefly), 1080 nucleotides long. RefSeq lists its product as uncharacterized. The transcript has a single exon. Lineage: Eukaryota; Metazoa; Arthropoda; Insecta; Coleoptera; Lampyridae. Gene Ontology annotation, molecular function: nucleic acid binding. The record is from RefSeq and is a predicted model, not a curated record. The coding region runs from base 19 to 1080 and encodes 353 amino acids.